UACAUUAGAAAAACAUGGCGGUUGUUAUAAAGAUUGUAGUGUGUAUUCUCCUCUUCUGCGUUGCCUAUUUUGAUGUUGUGCAGCCAGCGCAUCAACAAAUUACAGGACGAUAUGAAUUAGGUAGCAUGGAAGCGGCAACUGUUGGUGCUCCAUGGCCAAUGCCACAAAAAUACGAUGUAAUGCAAACUUACAUGUUUAUAGAUAAGUCGAAUUUCGAGUUUCCAGUUAUCGCCAAAACAUGCGAUUUGCUCGAGGACGCUAUAGCAAGAUAUUAUCAGAUAAUCUUUGCAACGGAUCACGAGUCAAGAUCAAAGAGGAGUCUGUUAAACCGGGAGAGAUCUGGAGCAUCAGUAGUCAUGACAAAGACCAAGAUGGUUUCUUCCACGAAGGAUUCAAACAACCAUGGACAGCUGAAAAAUAUCAGUAUCAUACUCACUUACAAGUGUGAAGAGUAUCCCAGUAUGAACAUGGAUGAACAAUACGAGAUCAAGAUUGACAACUGGGACAACCCCGGCGAGGGACUGCUCACCAGCGACAGCAUCUGGGGAAUUCUGAGAGGCUUGGAGACGCUGUCACAUAUCAUACAUGAGGCAGAUGACGGUGCAGUGCGAGUGAACAGCACGUUUAUUGAUGACUUCCCUCGCUUCAGCCACCGUGGAGUCCUGCUCGACACAUCCAGACAUUACUUGCCCAAAAGCAUCCUACUCGAAAACCUGGAUGUAAUGGCAUAUAACAAGUUUAAUGUGUUCCACUGGCACAUCGUUGACUGGCAAUCGUUUCCCUACCAGAGCAGAGUGUUCCCCGAUCUGAGCAGGAAGGGAGCGUAUAACGAGUACACUCACAUCUACACACAAGAUGAUAUAGCAGAGAUUGUUGAGUAUGCACGAGUGAGAGGCAUUCGAGUACUGCCGGAGUUUGACACCCCCGGUCACACACUGUCGUGGGGCGCGGGCCGGCCGGGGCUGCUCACUCUGUGCUACGCGGACGGGCGCCCCGACGGCACACACGGACCCGUGAACCCCGUGCCGGCGUCGACGUACGACUUCAUGCGCCGCCUGCUCGCCGAGGUCGUCUCCGUCUUCCCCGACGCGUACGUCCACCUCGGCGGCGACGAGGUCAACUUCGGAUGCUGGAAGUCAAAUCCAGAAAUCAACAAAUUCAUGCAGAAAAUGGGAUUCGGUUCUAACUAUGCCAAGCUAGAAGAGUAUUACAUACAGAAGAUACUAAAGAUCAUGGAAACGCUGAACCACGGGUCCAUGGUCUGGCAAGAAGUGUUUGACAACAACGUGACUGUGGGAGGGGACACAAUUGUGCAUGUGUGGAAGGGUGGCUACCAGCGCGAGCUAGCCGCCGUCACAGCGGCCGGGCACGACGCCCUGCUGUCGUCCUGCUGGUACCUGGACGGCAUCUCCACAACGGCCGACUGGAAGACGUACUACGCUUGCGAUCCCCAACGCUUCAACGGUACGGAGCAGCAGAAGAAGCUGGUGAAGGGUGGAGAAGCGUGCCUGUGGGGCGAAUGGGUCGACGCCACUAACCUGCUUGCCCGACUCUGGCCACGGGCGUCUGCCGUUGCAGAGCGGCUGUGGAGCAACGAAGACGUGAACGACGUCAAGACGGCAGCAUCGCGCAUCGAGGAGCACCGCUGUCGCAUGGUCAGGAGAGGAGUACCGGCGCAGCCCGUCAACGGGCCGGGUUUCUGCAAGCACGAGUUUGCGCAAUGAUGACAAUGACACAACCGCAACCGGCAGGAGCCUCAAUCCCACAGGAACUCUGGCAAACAUUUUCAACGAAUUUUGCAGCGCAUGCUAAUGCGAGAUGCCAAACAUUUCAAUGAAUUUCUCGACGCACGCUGACGCGAAAGGCCAAACUUUUGGGUGAAUUUUACACUGCAUGUGAACGCGAGUGGCUAAGCUUUUGUAGAAUUUUGCGACGCACGCUAACGCGAGAUGCCAAGCUUGUGACAAAUUUUGCAAUGCAUGCUAACAUGAAGACCAAACCUUUUACAAAUUGCGCGAUAUAUGCUAUUAAACGUGAGAUGCUGAACAUUUGAUGAAUUCCAUAAAGCAUGCUAAGGGCAAAAAACCAAACUUUAAACAAUUUCAAGAUGCAUAGGUAUGUGAGAAACUGAACUAUUGACAAUUUCACACUUACUAGCACGAGAUACUAUACUUUUGACGAAAUGGACAAGGCACGCAUAUACGAAAAGCCAAACCGAAACUGUGGUCCGAAAUCGUUUGCAAAACCCCAGUGCCUUACUUCUAAGUAUUUGAGAAUCGCUCUACAUUCCAAUUCUGACGAUAGCUCUAACUAAGUAAAAUGAAAACACUGUUAAUCUGUGGAUCUGUAAUCUGUUGAAUCACUGGAACGUAUGUGCAGAAUUUUGACGGUAAUUAGAUGGUGCAAGUUCUUAUAUUUUCUGGUUGUUGUAUGAAAUCACAUUCCACCAUCGCUACACCACACCACAAAGCAAAAUAAUGGUCACAAUUUAGAUCUAGUACUAUAGCCCUCGUUGGCACUUCUACAUGGCCUUAUGUCAUAAUUUUGAUCAUAUAAGCAAGAUCAUUGCGUUAGAAUGUUACAAGGUGAAAGGGAACUACCAAUGUCUGUUUUCAGAAAGAACGCAGUAGAGAAGAGGCAUAAGCAAGAUAUUGGCAAAUUAGCUGUUAAAGGAAGUCGGCAUCAGGUAUAACUGUGGAUAUCGCGGAUUAAACUUUGCGUAUAGAAUAAGCUAGACUAUAUAUAGCAAUAAUCACAAGUGUUCUCUCCUACUACACGAGUUCAAUUGUUUAAAUGUCGGUAAUAAACUGUGAUAUAAAUAUGACGAAAUUGAAUGGAGCAUAUGUUGGUUGUAAAAUUAAAAAAUGAGCAAUGGCGUCUGCAGUGGUUUUUAAUUGAUUGAUUAUGCAAAUAUAAAAUAAUAUAUGAUAUAUAAUGAAAUAUGAAUGGGCAAUCAACAAUACGCGCUAUUAAAGUUCUACCAACACGAAGAUGUAAUUUGAAUCUGGUGCAAUGUGGUUUAACUUUAACCAUACAUGCAAUUAUUCCUACACCUUAUUGUUUUUUUCAAAUGUACCAGGUUUUAUACAGUGAUGAUUGCUCAUUACAUAUCUGAACAGAUUAAAAUUACUUCGGCGAGCCUUUACAUGUCGCGCACGUGGGACACACUGUGUUCCUUUAUAGUGUGCGAUAUGAUUAUCCCGUGAUGAAAACGAUAGUAAUUGAAUGUAUGUGCAUUUUGUGUGAUUGAUAUUAUAACACAAUCGUUAUGCA
This is a messenger RNA of Priapulus caudatus, 3273 nucleotides long. RefSeq names its product beta-hexosaminidase subunit alpha-like. Gene Ontology annotation, molecular function: beta-N-acetylhexosaminidase activity. Lineage: Eukaryota; Metazoa; Priapulida; Priapulimorpha; Priapulimorphida; Priapulidae. Gene Ontology annotation, cellular component: membrane. The transcript is spliced from 13 exons. The coding region runs from base 15 to 1724 and encodes 569 amino acids. Gene Ontology annotation, biological process: ganglioside catabolic process; carbohydrate metabolic process; glycosaminoglycan metabolic process. The record is from RefSeq and is a predicted model, not a curated record.